CAACAUACACAAUUUAACAACCGGACCUUGCAGCCUGCCAGGCAGUGCGGUCAGCCAGGGCUGGACAAAAGCGCUUUCCUCCAAUUAUAAAUCAUUUAUUAACCGUCCGUUUCUGUUUUUAUAAGGUUGCCGGUAAACAAGCCGCCGUCUCGGUAAACACUCUGUCGGCAUGAAUCUCGGAGAUGGCUUGCUGUUUGAACUUGAAAAUGGAAAACCCAAGUUGAUUGUACUCAGUCAUGGUGUUGAGAAGAAUCCAGUAAAGCAGCUGUCCUUCAGGCCCAGAGCGGCUAACAUCCUGAGCUCCAGGCAGCCGUCCUGUGUUGAGGAGAUGCAGGUGGAGCGUCCAGCCAGGCAGCAGCAGGCAGGGAGGCACAGAGACCGCAGGGUCAAGGCAGGAGGAGCAGCAUCCUCCUUCACCUCCAGCACCACUGCUGACGGGGGAAAAAGCACCACUCUGUCAACAUCCAAAACACGAGAGCAUCACACAGCAGGAGGCGGUGCUAAAGCUGAACCCAAGGUGAAGUCAGACAGACACCAACAGAGCUCCACCGUUGGAUCCCGGAGAGCCAAUGGGAAAAAAGGAGCGCUUCAGAAUCGAGGUGGUGGAAAGGCGGGACUAAAGGACACGCUGCCCACUGGGGAUACAGGACUGAAGGAUAAUGUGGUGUGUCUGACCAGUGAGCAGCUGCAGCACAUCCUCAACACCGUCCAGACCUCCAGCAAUGGCCAACACCCACCAGAGGACCACAGGACCAACGGUACUGAGAGAAAUGAAACGGACUCAAAAUCUGGCUCUUCAGCGAAUGAUAGAGGAGGAGGAGAGAUGAAGGAGGAAGAUGGAGGAGGAGGAGGAGGGGAAGAAAUUAAGAAGGGAGGAGUAACUGAUACAACUGGAGCCUCACAGGAUAAAGAUAACAGGUCGUCUGGGUGUCUGUUCAGCUGGCUGGAGGAGCGACAGUCAGAGAGCAGAGCUGCCAUGGACGCCAAGAAGGCUCAGUGGAGGAGAGAACUAAAUGAGCAGGUGGCACUGAAACAGCAGCAGCAGCAGCAGUGUUCAGCACCUGGCAGACUGCAGGCUGAGGAGGACACAGAAAGUGUGUUAUCAGUUCGGAGCUCGUUGAGCCACAGAGAGCAGCCUGCUGCCAUCAGAUCCAGUCUCAGACUCGGGGAGGUCACUCCAGUGGAGGAGGUGCUGAGUGUGGAGAGGAGAGAGGAGCAGAGGAGACGCUGGCUGGAGGAGCUGAACCAACAGAGAGACGAGGCGACUGAACGCAGGAGACGAGAGAAAGUCCUGCAGAGCCAGACGGAGGACCACGAGCUCUGGGCCGCGCACUUCGACUCUCUGCAGAGGAGACUUCCUGUCCAGACUGCGGCUCCGUCGGCUCCAUCAGCUCCACCUCCACCUCCAGCCCCGCACGGUGGCUCCGAGCGAGGGGAGUGGGACCCAUCCUCCAGCCUGUCCCUGGUCUGGGACGCCACAAGCAGCUGUGGAGCAGAGAGCGUAGGGGGAGCCAGCAUGGACAUGACCAGCGGAUACCCGACCAGAACCAGCUACCUGAGGACCAUGACCGCCCUGCUGGACCCGAUCCAGAUAGAGGAGAGAGAGAGGAGGAGGCUCAAACAGCUGGAGCAGCAGCGAGCAAUCGAGGCCCAGGUGGAGGAGCGGCGGCGGCAGAGGGAGCGAGAGGAGGCGAGGAGGAGAGAGGAAGAGGAGGAGGAAGAGAGGAGAGUGGAGCUGGAGAGGGAGAUGCUGCAGAGACAAUACGAGCUGGACACACUGAGGGAGAAGCAGAAGGCAGAGGAGCCAGACAAAGACCAAGACGAUGGAAAACAAGAGGAGACUCAGGAGUCCAGAGAAGCUUCCAGACAGGGUGAGCGUUUGGAGGAGAAGGUCAGCGGUCCAGUCUUCCCGUUAAAAGACACUGCUGUACAGACAGAAGCAGCUCCGUCUCUCCUGCACAGAGCAGACAGAGUUCAGACUCCUGAAGUCUCUGCACAGUACCAGCCGCCUGCUUCUCUGUCUGCUGCUCCUCCAAACAGCAAGAACCGAGCUGUGAGAACAGGCAAGGAGAACAUCUGUCUGCCAGCGGGAGGAGGAGGAGGAGGAGGAGGAGGAGGAGGAGGAAGAGGAGGAGACCCAUAUGACGCGUUUGCCAGGACAGACAGAAGCAGGAGAGAGAAGAGGAGGCCUGAGUGGAACACGCAGAGGCCCAGCCGGCGCUUUGUUCCGGCCUCGGAGCGUUACCCUGCUGCUCUGCAGAGGAACAGACAGGAGAGUCGACUGAAGAGGCAGGCUGAGCUCCUCGCCCUGCAGGAGAGGACCCGUCUGCCCAGGACCGACCCUCCUCCUCCUCCUCCUCCGAACCAGGAGCCUCGUCUCUGCUCCAACCCCACACAGACCAGAACCAGCCCCGCCAGGAGGGUGGAGAGUGUUUCCAGAGGACAGAGCGUCUCUGCAGCCGUGUACAUUGAAAGGGGGCGCUCUCCUCCCGUCCCUGCUGUCAGACACAAUGUGCAGAGCCAGCAGGCCUCCACCUCUCCUCCUCCUCCCCUUGAGUUCAUCCCUUACGUCCGAACCCACGAAGUCUUCAACCUGGACCCGCUGGAGCCUGCAGACACACCUCCUCCUCACUCCCCCACAGAAGCUCCUCAGAGCUCAGCGUCUCCUCCUGCUCCAUCACAUCGAGACCCCCUCCUCCACCCGGAGCUGCUUCGUAACUCACACACACACCGACAGCAGGAGAUCCUGAGAGGCCUGGCCCAGCUACGACAGGGUUUACUACAGAAGCAGAGGGAGCUGGAGACGGAUCUGAACCCUCGACUGAAGCGCCAUGACAACCAGCGCCGGUCACCCUCGACAACGCACCAGAUGUGACCUCUGGAAACUACAUUUCGCACCUGGCUGGUCCACGUGUGUGUGGUGUCUGAGGGUCACAGGAGGUCACCGCAAGCUGUCCACUGUGAACGUCACCUGAAUAUCAACAACCAGACUGUUACAGCUUCGGGAUAAACGAGACUUUUUCACUAAUGUUUGAAUUCUGCCUGAAGAAAAUCUGUGUGUGUUUGCAACCACUUACAUCUCUCUGUUAACCUGCAACAUUACAGAUCCUAAACUACCACAUCUUCCCCUCAAUACACCAAUCACAGCUCAGCAAGACAUUUUCCCACUUUAACCCAUUUAUGAACACUGGGUUCGGAUGUGUGUCAUCAUGGCUGCUGGAGACUCAAGCUGAAACUUUUUAUUUGAAAACCAAACUACUGUUCAGAUGCAUAUAAAAAGGUUCAUAAAACAGUCUGAUGUAUUGAUGUGUUGUUAGUAGAUCAGACUGUUGCUAAACAUGACACCAAAACAUCUGAGAAGUCACGUGGGGAAGGAUUUUAAAGAACGCUACAACUUAGUAAAACGCAGCUGGUUCACAGUCACGUCUGUGAAGCAGCGGAGGAACAGGAAGUUCAUGUGGUCGGACUUUGAUUGGACCUGUUUUUGUCUUUUUUUCACCCCUCAUCCUCUACAGGAGAUGAUCGGCCGCAGAUUUUAUCAGAUGACAACAGCUGCAUCCAGCUGACAUUGGAGUUUAUAUGUACUGUAGUUAAUAACCUGCCUGCAGUUAAUGAGGAUGAAUUAUGAUAAUUAGCUACAGUAUAGACAUCACCAUAGCAACUAUAACUAAAAUAUGAUUUGCUUUCAGUCUAAACAUCUUUACGCCGGAUUUUAAAAUCUAGACGUGUCUCUAAAUUGUUGGUUUUGAUUAUUGACCACUGAAAUGUGAUUUCAACCAAACAUGAGCAGCUGACUGACUCUUAACUUUGACUAUUUCACUACAAGCGACCGUGUCAUCGGUGUUACUUUUCUUUUAUCUGCUCCAUCGGUUCUACCUCACAUCAACACCUUGAAACCACGACUGCUUCCUCCAGAGACCGCUCAUGUUUUCACUCCUCAACAUGUGAUAAUAAAACUCGUUUUGUGCUGCUCACUGACUGAAUUUAUAAGGGUGAGCAACUUUUCAUGUGCAGGUUGUGUUUUUUAUUCUAUUUUUAAUGCACUUUCCAAAUAAUCUGUCCUGCAGAGAGGUACAGUUGACUUUAAAUCAAGAAUUUUAGAUGGGGGUUUUUUUUGGGGGGGGGGGGGGGUUUCUGUGGCUUCCUGCUGGCAGAGGAGUUCCAUGUUUCAGUUUGUGCUUCUGUGUUGUGUAUUCUUAUUUAUUGCAAAUGUAAUAAAUAAUGUUAAGUGCAUUGAGACCCUUUUUUCUUACAGCUAUACCUCUGACUCUUGAACAUUAACAGGUGAAGCCAUAUUCUUAAGCUCUUAUGAACACAUGGAUGAAUGAUUAUUAAUAUAUUUAAUUAAAGCAAUGGCUCUAAUCUCAGGA
Molecule: messenger RNA, 4370 nt
Organism: Thunnus maccoyii (southern bluefin tuna)
Lineage: Eukaryota; Metazoa; Chordata; Actinopteri; Scombriformes; Scombridae
Gene: ccdc66
Product: coiled-coil domain containing 66
Exons: 21
Coding region: 170-2875 (901 amino acids)
Biological process (GO): cilium assembly
Cellular component (GO): cilium; microtubule
Molecular function (GO): microtubule binding
Source: RefSeq, a predicted model, not a curated record